AACAACAACAACAACAACAACAACUUCAUCAUCUACCUUACUUGUCAUGGUACGCCGUGACUAUUGAUCAUUGAUUACCAGUGACCAUGGCGACCCUCUACCAAAUAUCAAUACUAUGCUUCAAUCUUCUCUUCUUCUUUACAUCUCUAACUCUUGCUAAUACCCAAACCCCAACUCCAUUCGAAGCAAAGUGGUCUUCAGCAACCUUCGGCCCCGACGGCCCAUGGCAAGCAGUCUCAGUAACGCUCGGCGCCGACACCGACCUAGCACUCUACCCCGGCCACACAUUCCAAUCAUGGAUCAUCCAAACCAGCUACUGCAAAUUCAACAACUCCAACGGCUGCUACGCAUCAAAAGCCGGAACGUACAACAGCGCCGAAGCCUCACAGGUCGGCAGCGGCUCCACGUCCGGCAUCGUCUUUCGACCACACAUCAAGAACUGGAUGAUUGGGAUAGACCCGGCCGGGGAGUCGGCGCAAUUCUGGGUCGAUCGCAUAAGACUGAAAUCAGGCACAUCCGAUGCCGUACAACAAGUUGAAAACACCAGUCUCGCGUUACUGGAGGACCAGAUGCUUACGUACCCUGGAGGGCAGUGGUAUCCUGCUUUUGCGGGAUGCCUGGGCGUGGGCGCUCCUAAUAUGAUUAACCAGUCCUUCUCUACUGGCACGUACCCGAUUAAUGCCAGUCUUAUCCCGGGUAUGCUGUGGACGCAGCAGGAUAUUCCAUCGAAUUCGUUCAGUAUGCAUAUUGGCUCCGUCUGGUCACGAAUCGGAGGGUCACUGAUAUUCGGCGGAUACGACCAGAAUCGAUUGACUGGCGAGGUGCUCGUGUCAGAAGGGGAUUACACUGAUAACCCCAUCACCUUGAGAGACAUCAGCAUCGAAGUUAUCCAGGGCAUAUCACCUUUCAACUUUACAACCCAAGACGGUCUCCGCCAAGACGGUCUCCUUGCUGCGGGAAACAACUCGAUCCAGAACGGACUCCUCGUGUCAAUCGACGGCUGUGCUCCCUACCUCACCCUCCCGAAAUCAACAUGCGAUAACAUCGCAUCACACCUCCCAGUGACAUACGACACAAAUCUCGGAUUGUAUUUAUGGGAUACAGAAUCUACAGCGUAUACCCGAAUCGUCUCCUCGGCGUCGACACUAUCCUUCACCUUCCUCUCCGGCACCAACACCGAGCCCCUAACGAUCCGCGUGCCUUUCCUCCAUCUCAAUCUCACACUAUCAGAGCCUCUUACAGCAAAGCCAACGCCGUACUUCCCGUGUUUCAACAGCGGGUCUGGUAGAUACGCCCUGGGAAGGGCAUUCCUACAGGACGCUUUCCUCGGCGCCAACUGGGGCCAGUCCAAGUGGUGGCUCGGCCAGGCCCCGGGUCCUAACAUCCAGCUUUCCUCCAGCGUCGUUGCUAUUGAAGAAGCUGGUACGGUGAUCAAGGCGGGGAAUAAUGACUGGGAAGAGUCGUGGAAAGGGAUAUGGAAAGUUCUGGGACCCGACAGUGACAGUGGAACAAGCCCGACCGAGUCCCCGACUGAUAAUCGCCAACCAACAUCCGCACCCGCAUCCACCAUCUCGACCGGGGCUAUAGCUGGUAUAGCUGUUGGCGGUGUGGCUGUGGUUAUUGCGCUCGGCCUAGGAGUUGUCUUCUGGCGUCGUCGAAACCGGCGGGGAGGGAGGGCAUCAACAAUGAAAAGGGAGCCACCACAGCAUAAACAUGACAGCUUACAAUAUGGUUCUCGACCUCCUCCACAGACGGAGCCAGCGGAAGUGUACGGAUCAAUUUCAAUAUAUAAAUGGAGAAACAGGAAUGGAAAGCAAAUAGACUCGCCAGAAGAUCCCCGCAUCAGCCGCGUUGAGCUGCCUUAGACAGAUAGACGGAAAUGGAGGCAGGAGGAAGAAAGAUCAAGUUCACCGUCUCUGUCGAUGUUCAAUCUAUAGAGCCAUAAUACGAUACCCUUUGGUUCAUGUUGCAGACACGAAGAGAGCUUUCGACUAGAAUUCACGUUCCAAGAGAGAAACGAGGAAGGCCGAGUCGGUAUG
This is a messenger RNA of Colletotrichum phormii, 2039 nucleotides long. Its product is annotated as aspartic peptidase domain-containing protein. The coding region runs from base 87 to 1865 and encodes 592 amino acids. The transcript has a single exon. The record is from RefSeq and is a predicted model, not a curated record. NCBI's taxonomy places the organism in Eukaryota, Fungi, Ascomycota, Sordariomycetes, Glomerellales, Glomerellaceae.